UUUCCAUCUCUCCCAUGAACAUACAAAAACACAAAACCCACCACUAGUUUGUUGGUGGUGCUUCACCAAUUGACUUGACAGACAUAAAAGAAGAGAAAGUCUUUACUUACAGAUCUGACAAUCAGAAAACCAACAAAAGUUUCUUUGCUUCUUUGCUCUUUGUCUUCUUCCUCUUCUCAGCAUAAAUCCACAUCUCCCCCCUCUCUUUUACCACAAUCUCUUUUUCUCUUUUCCUUUUGGGCAAAAAUCAAGAAACAGAGAGAGAGAGAGAGAAUCUUGUUAUCUAGGUGGGUUCUUGUUUUUGGGUGUUACCUUACUUUCUCUCUCUCUGUUUUUUAGCAAUGGAAUCUUGCUCUGUUCUUGAAGUAGACAUCAACGGAGAAGAAACUAUCUUUCUCAAUAAGCAAAUCAUAUGCAAGUAUUCUGGAACAUUGAAGAAACUGCUUGGGAAGUCUACUUGUUCUUCCAGUGGUAAUCUCAAGGUGAUUUUUAAUGACUUCCCUGGUGGAGCUGAGAGUUUCGAGCUUUUGUCAAGAUUCUGCUACAACAACUGUGAAUGGACUGUGAUGCCUUCGAACGUAGUCUUCUUGCAUUGUGCUGCUAAGUUCAUGGAAGUCACUAAAGUCUUGGCACAAACUGAGAAGUGUAUGGAGGAGAUUCGGUACUGGGCAUGGCCAGAGGUUCUUCUUAGUUUGAAACAGUGCCAAGAACUUGAAACAUCCUCUGAGGCUGAGUCUUUAGCCGUGAAGCUGAUGGAUGCGCUGGUGGAGAAACUGUGUUUAGCCAUUGAAGCGAGUCCCUCUAGCGCUGCUUGCUCGCCUUCGCCGGAUAGCAGCUUGUUUAGGUUCUCUUGUGACAGUAAAAGCACAGAGAGUUUCAAGAACAGCUCUUCCAGGAUAACAUGGUGGUUCGAUGAGGUUCUUGUUCUAAGUCCUGGCUUGGUUAAAACGUUCUUGAAGCUGAUGGUGUUGAGGAAGUUCGAUAAUGUUACCAUCACUAGGUUCUUGUUCUAUUACCAGAAGGUUAAGUUCUGUUCUGCGUCAUCAAAUGAGAAAAGAGAGAUUCUGGAAACGACCGUUGAUACUCUCUACGUGUUGGACCGAAGCUGUGUUCCUUACAAGAGUCUUUUCGGUGUUUUGAGGCUGGCUCUUGGGUUAAACAUAAACAAAAGUGUUAUGAACAAGCUGGAGGUUAUGAUUGGUCAGCAACUGGAACAAGCAACACUCGACAACCUCCUUGUUCCAUCUCCAUCGAAGUCUAGUCACUUGUACUAUGUGAAUCUUGUUCUUAGAUUCGCAAAAGCUUUCCUUGACGGAGGGAAAAGAGGAUCAUCACAGAUGAAGAAAGUGGCGAGGUUGAUUGAUCAGUACGUAGCUGAAGUAGCACCUGAUCCUUGCUUGAAGCCUUCAAAGUUUCUGUCACUCCUCACACUCGUUCCUGACUCAGCAAGAGAGUCUCAUGAAGAUAUCUACCGUGCUAUUGACAUGUAUCUUGAGGCACAUGCAGGAUUAACCAAUGGUGAAAGACUCAACUUGAUAAGAGCUUUGAGUUACGAGAAGCUUUCAGUCCAAUCAAGAGCACAUAUGUCGCGUAACACAAAGUUUCAGGAGAUUGAGACAUUAGAUGAUGAGCAGCAACAAGAACAGAAGCAGCUCGUACUCAGAGUGGAGAAGGUAGAGACUUCAGGAGAGAAUGAGAAGUUGAAAGAGCAUAUAGAAGGGAUUCAGUGGAGGGUGAUGGAGUUGGAGAGAGCGUGUUUGAAAAUGCAGACUCAGAUGGAAGUUAUCAAGAAGAGAACCAAGAGCACUAGCAGAGGAAGCAACAGAUCUCUUCCUAAGCUCUGUUCUUGAUUAGUGUUGAGAACUGAAGCUGUAGCGUUUAGCUUUACUACAAUGAUAUUUGUAUAUAUAGAGUGAUAAAAGAGAGAUCAUAAGAAGUCGAAUUGUAAUCACAGUUUGUUUCUUAUUUUUUCAAAGUAUUUUACUGUAUUUUGUUUUUUUGCUUGCAUUCACAAAGUUGUAAGAAAAAGUUAAUAUAAGUUCAUUGUAAUGAAUUGUAAUGAGGAGAGAUCUUUAUGUU
Messenger RNA from Brassica rapa (field mustard), 2079 nucleotides. Its product is annotated as BTB/POZ domain-containing protein At3g22104. NCBI's taxonomy places the organism in Eukaryota, Viridiplantae, Streptophyta, Magnoliopsida, Brassicales, Brassicaceae. The record is from RefSeq and is a predicted model, not a curated record.